Spinacia oleracea (spinach) is the source of this 1914-nucleotide messenger RNA. Its product is annotated as receptor-like protein 56. Lineage: Eukaryota; Viridiplantae; Streptophyta; Magnoliopsida; Caryophyllales; Amaranthaceae. The transcript has a single exon. The record is from RefSeq and is a predicted model, not a curated record. Bases 21 to 1616 code for a protein of 531 amino acids. Gene Ontology annotation, molecular function: protein binding.
GACCAGUUGUUACUUGUUAGAUGAAGAAGAAGAAGCAGUCAUUUCUCCUUCUCUUGCAAGCCUCCCCAAUUAACAAAUUUCCUCUCUCUAUACAAAAGUUGCAGCAAACAGCAGUUGGAGAAGAAACACUUACAUCUUUGCUUCUCUGUGAAGCUAGCUUAGCUAAUCAUCUCUUUAAUUCUCUCUCCUCUCUCUUGACUGUCAUACACCUCCCUCCAUUAAAAGCCUACACGAGAAGUUUGGUAAGUUUCUCACGGAAAAGCAGAAACCUCCUCCCACCUCUGUCUCCUCCAACCUGUAUUUACCCCCUCGCUCUUCUUAUAUAUAUAUAUAUAAGCAUUGUUAAUAUAAUCAUCGACUCGAUCAUAACUCCCAAUCUAUCUGUAUAUCAUUAUCAAUUACUGGUGUUUUUUUCGUUUAAGGCGGCAAUGAUGGUGGGAGGGAAGAAAGCGGUCAUCUACAUUUUGGUUUGUUUGCAAUGUUGUCUUUAUUCAAUAGCAAUGCUGGACCCGCUUGAUUUUCUAGCAUUGCAAUCGAUUCGUAAGUCGUUAAAAGAUGUUCCCGGGUCGAAUUUCUUUCAGUCGUGGGACUUCACUUCCGACCCGUGUAGCUUCCCCGGAGUUUACUGUGAUUCGGAUAAAGUGAUCGCUCUCAAUCUCGGCGACCCGCGGGCUGGUUCGCCUGGUUUAGCUGGCCGGAUUGAUCCAGCUAUUGGUAAGCUUUCGUCGUUGGCUGAAUUCACUAUUGUUCCUGGUCGGGUCAUGGGGAGAAUACCCGAAACCGUUUCGCAGUUGUCGAAUCUUCGGUUCUUCGCCGUUAGUCGGAAUUUCUUAACCGGAGAGAUUCCGGCUGGUUUUGGAGAGUUGCGAACCUUACACACUCUUGACUUGAGCUACAAUCAACUCACCGGUUCAAUCCCUCACCCGCUUGGUUCACUUCCGGUUCUCUCUAAUCUCCUCCUCUGUCACAACCAUCUCACCGGUUCACUCCCUCCUUUUAUAUCCAAUUCCCUCACCCGGGUUGAUCUGAUGCACAACAAUCUAACCGGUUCUAUUGAACCGGAUUCUCUCCCUCCUUCUGUUCAGUACCUCUCACUUGGGUGGAACAAAUUCUCAGGGCCGGUUUUCAAUCUUUUACCGAAAUUAAACCGGUUGAAUUACCUCGAUUUAAGCAUGAACCGGCUCACUGGUUUAAUCCCGUGCGAAGUAUUCACAUUCCCAAUCUCCAACCUUCAGCUACAAAGAAACCAGUUCUUCGGCCCGGUUCAACUAGUUGAGCAAGUAACAAUCGCCACCGUUGAUUUAAGCUACAACAGAUUAUCAGGGCAAGUAUCACCAAUGCUAUCAACGGUUCAGAAUCUAUAUCUAAACAACAACCGGUUCAUGGGUUCGGUUCCGGCGAGCUUCAGAGACCGGAUAAUGGAUGCAACAAUACAGACGUUAUAUUUGCAGCAUAAUUAUCUGACAGGUUUUGAGAUAAAUCCAACGGCUGAGAUUCCAAGUGUGUUAUGUUUACAGUACAAUUGCAUGGUCCCACCAACCCAGUCAGCUUGCCCGUUGAAAGCUGGAGACGAGAAGACACGCCCUACUGCGCAGUGUAACGAAUGGCGAGGGUAAAUCUGGAAUUUCACACCAGACAUGAGAAGAGAGAAGGACAUAUAAUUAUUGUCUAAAAAUAGGUUUUGUUCUUUCCUUAAAUUUUUUGUUGUGCCUAAUUAUGCUUAUGUGGCAAAGAUUUUUGCUUUCAUUUAUUUAAUUUUUUGGUUAUUAUUAGAGGUAAUCUCAGAAGAAAUAAUAUGAAAAAUCAACAAUGUGGAUACUUAUUUUUAUUUCUUUUACAUACUCCGUAUUAAUUUGUAGUUCUAUAGGAAAAAGAAGCUACCUCCUAUUAAUUUGUAGUUUAUUGUUUGUAUUA